AUCCUUACCGGCGAUCUCCUCCCCACUCCAUUGAGUUGUGGCUGAUGGCUAUGCCCUGGCUCUAUCCGAACGGCACUCGUUCUACAAUGUACGGUAGACAGUGUCGAGUCUUACAUCAUCCAUUUUGAGAUAGGCUUUAUAUAUCACCGCCACAUUCGAACAUUGUAUCAAGACCAGACUGGAAGCAACACUCUUUUGUUUAUUUCCUUUGAUCAAGUAUCGGUAAUCAUUUGCAAAUCAAACACGCGUUCUUUCCUCUACAACAUGUCCCCUCCAGGAGAACCAAAGCAACCAAAGAGAAGGGUCGGAAGGAGGAGAUUGCCUCCCCUUGCUCCUGGCCCAGAGUUCAAGUUCGUCGUCGCAAGCCAUCCGGAUCAUUUCAAGGACGACCAAACAAUGAGGCAUGUACGGUCGCAUGUCAUGUACAACCACCGCGGAGAACAUCGAGGAGAGUCAGUGUCGCCUAGUGAGCGGUCCAGAAGUAGGGAUGGGGGCCACAGAUCAGCUCGAGGAUACACAAGAACUCCGAGCCCUAAUGAUACUGUCUAUGAUGGGUUUCCGGGGGAUGGGACGUUUUUGGCACCGUCUUCUGCUAGAAGACGAAGCACUGUCUGGGACGGUGAGCUCCAGAGGCUCCUGGCACAGUCGCCGUCGGUGGACCCGAUACGGAGCCUCGCAGCUAGAAUCAUCUCAGCCAUAACAGCAGAGCCCGCACGAAGCGCCCCUCCAACAUUCAGUCAGGGCUCCGAGUAUCCAUUCCCUUCGAGGGGAUCGGUGAGCCAGGAGUCGCUAGAGAACCUCAAGGCCCAGUAUGCAGACUCAGGCGAAUUCUGUCAAGCUCGGUCUUGGAUGGAAGUGGUAUGUCGUACGCACAUGUCAUUCCUCAGCCACGUCAGUGCAUCUUGUGUAUAUCAGGACGUCGCUGAAGGGUAUAUCGAAGACGGUGCAUUGACAGUAUAUGCAAAAACUAAAGUCGUUCGCAUGAUUAAGGAUAACCUCCAUAAUCCCGAGACCCAGGCUGAUGACUUCAUGAUAUUGAGUAUCUUGCAUCUUCUCAUCAGCGAGAUUGGUGGCUCCGAUGAAGAUGUCUUCAACAUGCAUUUCGACGGCCUAGUCCGGAUAGUUCACCAGCGAGGUGGAGUUGCCAAUCUUGGGGCUAGGAUAUCCGCGUUCCUUACGAUUGUUACACUAAGCUUCACGAUCCUUCGCAGUCAGCCUGAGCCUGCAAUGCUUAGUGGCUUCGUUCCUAGCCGAAGACGAUCCACCGUUAUCGAACAUCCGUUCCCAAUUUCCCCACUAUUCGCACCUCAUGGUGAUCUAUCACGGAUGUAUGGAUGCUGUUCAGAAGAGGCAUACGAGAUACUAUGUGACAUGCACGAGCUCACUCGUACGUUCGUUUCGAGAUGGAACUACGCCAACAGCAUGUACCAUCAACAAGCGAGCCCAGAGCUCAUGUCGUACGAUAACAGCAUGCAACAAAUAUACACCCGUCUACUUUAUCGUCCUUCGUCAAUAGAAAGCGACGUCACCCCCGAUUGGACAUACGAAUCCAUCCGUCUCGCGUCUUUGAUUUACUGUCGUUCGAUUGUUCAACGGCUCCCGUUCUCUGAGUCUGGCAACAUGAUCCACGCACAACGAUAUACGACGAAUAAUACAAGUAUUAGUGUUAUUUGCGCUUUGCGACAGGCCUUGGACAACACCGACCGAUAUCGAUACUGGGGAGAGAUGAACGGAGUGUUUUUGUGGAUUUGUCUCGUAGGUGGCGCGGCGACCUCUUCACAUCAACCAGGCAUGAUGUUCGAUCAAGAUGAGAGACAAUCCAACGCAGCCUGGACACGCAAGUGCUUUUCCCUCUAUGCACUGAGAGGUGCUCUAGGCUGUGGCCUGGAACACGCAGGCGCAGUUGUGGAAGCUCAACGAACCAUGCUCCAGGUCCAGUCGCUGAUCAAUUUGAAUGGUAGCAUGGGGCGUUAAUCACAAUGAUUCCACUCAGGUCAGUAUGAAUGUUGGAUCGAUUUCAUGAUGCUAUUUCUUUUUGACCAUGCAGGCUUACAUGAUGAUUCGACUUUGACGUUUAUUCUUUUCUUCUUUCCUUUUCCGGCCAUUCUUUACUGUACAGUAGUCCUUCUCCUUUCUUUUCCUUUUUUCUUUACACCUUUCCACGCUUUUUGAGAAAACGGCUUUCUUCUUUUCUUUUCCUACAAUGCAAGAUAAUGAAGGAAUCAAGAUGGUGGAGGUCUGGUAUCUCAGCAAGGCAAAAUAAGGCAAGAUUAGAUAUGUCCCUUUGUUUGCGCGUCUCUCGAAUAUUUUAGCGAUUGAUAUGAUUACUAGCAGGAAUUGAUUUAGUUCUUCUUUUAACAAACCUAAAUCUUCCUCUCACACUUAUACUGAACGUGAAGCAACAC
Molecule: messenger RNA, 2405 nt
Organism: Aaosphaeria arxii CBS 175.79
Lineage: Eukaryota; Fungi; Ascomycota; Dothideomycetes; Pleosporales
Exons: 3
Coding region: 265-1974 (569 amino acids)
Source: RefSeq, a predicted model, not a curated record